Molecule: messenger RNA, 5118 nt
Organism: Salvelinus fontinalis (brook trout)
Lineage: Eukaryota; Metazoa; Chordata; Actinopteri; Salmoniformes; Salmonidae
Gene: serinc2l
Product: serine incorporator 2, like
Exons: 11
Coding region: 252-1619 (455 amino acids)
Cellular component (GO): membrane
Source: RefSeq, a predicted model, not a curated record
AAAGUGUUAAUCUGUGAUCUACUAAAUGCUCUUAAUCUAUGAGCCUGAGAUCGAUUGCUCUGGUCUCCACUCAAGUUCACGGAGAAUUCGCGGUCUUUUUUCUCAUUGCACUAAACGUUCCAUGAGUAAACAUUCCGUAUCACGCUCUCGUGAUUCUUUCUACCCUUUUUCAGUAGGUGGCGACAUGCACCUUCUAGCGUUUGUUUGUGGACCGCCAUGAUACCAGAGAAGAAGAGGACAUCGCUUAGAAAAUGGGGGCUUGCAUGGCCUUAUGUUCCCUUGCUAGCUGUGCCUCCUGUCUGUGUGGCUCCGCUCCGUGUCUGCUAUGUGGCUGCUGUCCCUCCUCCAGAAACUCCACCGUCACCCGGCUGGUGUUCUCCUUCUUUCUACUCCUAGGGACCCUGGUGUCUGUCAUCAUGAUCCUCCCUGGCAUGGAGGCACAGCUCCAAAAAAUCCCAGGCUUCUGUCAGGGUGCGAGCACCAUACCAGGCAUGGAGAACCAGUUUAACUGUGAUGUCAUUGUGGGCUACAAGUCGGUGUACCGCAUGUGCUUCGCCAUGACCUGCUUCUUCUUCCUCUUCUCAGCCAUCAUGGUCCGCGUCCAGAGCAGCAAAGACCCGCGUGCAUCCAUUCAGAAUGGUUUCUGGUUCUUUAAGUUUCUGAUCCUGGUCGGCAUCACCGUGGGAGCCUUCUUCAUCCCGGAUGGAACCUUCCAUACUGUAUGGUUUUACUUUGGCGUGGUUGGCUCCUUCAUCUUCAUCGUCAUCCAGCUUAUCCUUCUCAUCGACUUUGCCCACUCUUGGAACAAGAUAUGGGUGGGGAACGCCGAAGAGGGCAACUCAAAGUGCUGGUUUGCAGGCUUAUUGUCGUUCACCUUCCUCCACUACGCACUGGCCUUCACCUCAGUGGUGCUGUUCUACAUCUACUACACCCAGCCUAACGACUGCACCGAGCACAAGGUCUUCAUCAGCCUCAACCUCAUCUUCAGCGUCAUCAUCUCCAUCGUCUCCGUCCUGCCCAAAGUACAGGAAGCCCAGCCCCAGUCUGGUUUGCUCCAGGCCUCUCUCAUCUCCCUCUACACCAUGUAUGUCACCUGGUCCGCCAUGACCAACAACCCAAACCGUAACUGUAACCCCAGCCUGCUGAGUCUGGUGUCAAAUGUCAGCUCCAGUGAGCCCACACCCACCAGUGCCCCAGGACAGGUGCAGUGGUGGGACGCCCAGAGCAUUGUGGGUUUGGUCAUCUUCCUCUUCUGCACUCUCUAUGCCAGUAUCCGUUCGUCCAGCAACACCCAGGUGAACAAGCUGAUGCAGACCGAGGAGGGCGGGGGUUAUGGAGGAGAGGGCGAGGUAGGGGAGGACGGUGUGCGACGUGCCGUGGAUAAUGAGGAGGAGGGGGUCACCUACAGCUACUCCUUCUUCCACUUCCACCUCUGUCUGGCCUCCCUCUACAUCAUGAUGACACUCACCAACUGGUACCAGCCUGACACCACCACCCAGGCCAUGCAGAGCAGUAUGCCAGCUGUGUGGGUGAAGAUCAGCUCCAGUUGGCUGGGACUGGGCCUCUACCUCUGGACCCUGCUCGCCCCUCUCAUGUUUCCCGACCGAGACUUCAGCUGAACAGCCCCCCAUGGGGUCACCAUGGGCUUGUAAGAUGUUGUGAGGAAGUUUAUUAUAAUUCUUUAAAAUACAAGUCCGCAUUUUUGCAUUGGUCUCUGUUGGUGUGUUUAAUCUUUUGUUUUGAAUUAUUUUACAUGUUAUUAAUUAUUUACCUUGGCUGCAUGGGGUAUGGUUAUCACUACAUUGUUAGAUAUUAUUGGAUGCUUUUAAGGGGCUUUUAAUAUCCAUACUGAGAAUGUUUUAUUGAUUUAGCCAUUCAAUUAUUUUAUUUGCCUAUAUGCAAAACUGCACUUAACUCUGUCUACCUUAACACAAUCUUCUGAGAUGAGCAUCGGUUUGUCCCAGAAUGCACAUUAGUGAACUAUAGCAAAGACUUGAUAACAGGCGCUUAUUACCUCACUUUUACAAUAAUAUAUUAGUUGGGAUUCCCAUGUUGUUAAAGUAGGCCUGGUUCCAGUUGAUUGUAUUUGUAUUUAUUAUGGAUCCCCAUUAGCUGCUGCCAAAGCAGCAGGUUGGGGAUUCCCCCUCAUUGGCUGAGCUCCCGCAGUUCUGGAGCUUUAAGAGUGACCCUCUCCAGAGCCCUAGAGAGACGGUGUGUGAGGGAGAUAAACCAGGGGGGCACACCCUCGAGGGGGUUCUCCGAGUCUGAGCCCUCUUACUGAAAUGAUGUAAUAUGUACACAUCCUGAUUAAAGCUCACUGGACUGUGAAGUAUCAACCUACCCCCUGCUCUAACUACAUAUUUCUGAACCCUGGAGGUCAGUUGUAAUACCUCCUACCUACCCCACCCUAAGGCUUAGCUCUCUACCCCAACUAUGCCUGAUUCACGUAGGGCCGACCUGAACCGUACUGGUUCAGAUAUUUUCUUUUCCCAUGAUCCUUGCCAGCACGGUUCCAGAAACUAUGGGGGAUGCAUAUUCAGGGCAGUACAGCUCAGACUUGGUUUGGCUCAGGAGUGUGAAAAUGGUACUACAGUGCUCUCAACACCAACCUUAGCCCAUUUAACUCUGGUGCUACACCAUGCCCUGUCCCUAAAGAUAUCUGUGUUUCUGCUCUAUCUCUAGCCCUGUUUCUGGGUCUUCUAUAGUCAUGGGUCAGUGCUAGUACAUGCUUGUAUCUGCAGUGAGGUGACAUAUUCUGAUCCGAUAGUGUCAAUCUCUUGGGGGCAGUUUCUCGGACACAGAUUAUUUUAUUUCACCUUUAUUUAACCAGGGAGGCUAGUUGAGAACAAGGUCUCAUUUUCAUUUGCGACCUGGCCAAGAUAAAGCAUAGCAAUUCGACACAUACAACAACACAUGGAAUAAGCAAAACAUACAGUCAAUAAUACAGUAGGAAAAAAGAAAACAAAAAAGUCUAUACAGUGAGUGCAAAUGAGGUAAGAUAAGGGAGUUAAGGUAAUACAUAGGCCAUGGUGGCGAAGUAAUUACAAUAUAGCAAUUAAACACUGGAAUGGUAGAUGUGCAGAAGAUGAAUGUGCAAGUAGAGAUACUGGGGUGCAAAGGAGCAAGAUAAAUAAAUACAGGAUGAGGUAGAUAGAUGAGCAGUUUACAGAUGGGGUAUGUACAGGUGCAGUGAUCUGUGAGCUCCUCUGACAGGUGAUGCUUAAAGCGUAGUCCUGGACUAAGACGAUAUUUCAAUUGAGAUUUUCCAUUGACCAUGGUUUUUAGUCCCGGGCUAGGCUUAAUCUGUGGCUGGAAAACUGUCCCUUGAAGUCUACAGGGGUUUAGGUGAGGAAGUGGGAUUCUGAACCUUUCACUUCUGCUCUGAGAAAUGCCAUAUGUUGCCACGAUGUUACUGAGUCAGUUAAUUAAUCAGUCAAUAGUGUACAGCUCUAUAACAAUGCAUUUCAAGAACGAUAUGUUGGUGUUUGAUGAUAUUUUAAAUGGUUAUAAUUCAAUGGAUAUUGCUUUCAAAUAUGAUAAUUAUGAGUUGUUGCACACAUUCAUGUCAGAUUAUUUACCUGUUAAUGGAUAUGAAGUUUCCCAAUGUGACUGAAAUAAGAUCAAUAUGUUUCACUCGUGGUGAAAAGAUUGGUGUACUUAAGAGAUGUGACAUUUUUAAAUUGGUGGUCUAUUGAAGAAUCUUGACUGAACUGUACUAAUUAUAAAAAUACAAUAUUUAACCUUUAUUUAACUAGGCAAGUCAGUUAAGAACACAUUCUUAUUUACAUUGACUGCCUAGGAACAGUGGGUUAACUGCCUUGUUCAGGGGCAGAACGACAGAUUUUUACCUUGUCAGCUCGGGGAUUUGAUCUAGCAAUCUUUCAGUUACUGGCCCAACUCUCUAACCACUAGGCUACCUGCCGGCCCAGUGCAAAAAUUUGAGUAUUGUGAAUUUGAUUGUUUAAAAGUGAAAUUGAAGACAAUAAUUCAAUUCUGAUAAACAUUAAAGUGUACAGAACACGGUCCUAAUUUUGAGUUGCACACCCUUUUGCCCUCAGAACAGCCUCAAUUCGUCAGGCCAUGAAAUCUACAAGGUGUUGAAAGCAUUCCACAGGGAUACUUACAACAUUCCAGUUGGCUGGAUGUCCUUUGGGUGGUGGACCAUUCUCGAUACACAUGGGAAACUGUUGAGCGUGAAAAACCCAGCAGUGUUGCAGUUCUUGACACACUCAAACCGGUGCGCCAGGCACCUACUACCAUACCCCGUUCAAAGGCACUUCAAUCUUUUGUCUUGCCCUUUCACCCUACACACACACAAUCCAUGACUCAAUUGUCUCAAGGCUUAAAAAUCAUUAUUUAACCUGUCUCCCCUUUAUCUACACGGAUUGAAGUGGAUUUAACAGGUGAAAUCAAUAAGGGAUCAUAGCUUUCAGCUAGAUUCACCUGGUCAGUCUGUCACGGAAACUCAGUGUAUUGUACAGUAUAUGUUGCAUGUGAGCAUAAUGUAUUAUGGUUCAUUGCCCAUACAGAUGAAUUAACCCAAGCAUGGUUUCAAGUGAUGAUCCUUCAGUAUUGAAUGAAGAAUUAUCAAGGGUGUUUUUGAGAACAACAAUAUUGAGUGCCUUUUUAUAUAUAAAUGCAUUUCAAAAAGAGCUUCUGGUAGAUAUAAAUUCAAACCUGCAAUAACGUGGCUUCCACAUUUUGUGUUAAAUGCAUGUUUUAGCAUGUCACAAGGAGUGUCUCAGCUAAUUUCAUAGUUUGGUUAUAUAGGUACAGUAUCUGAAAAUUAUUUUUCAAUAAAAUCAUCAACAUAAUCCCAUGAAGGUAUUAAAAAAAAUCAUCUUUACAGUAUACUUUCUUCACAAUUGCAGUACGAUUAGUGCUCAUGUUGCCCACUAGGUGGAACUGAAGCGCCUUAAAUAUUGUUUUCUUUGCUGUUAUCAGAUACCAUACUACACAGGAGACUGCAGUACACUACAGAAAUGUUAUAAGGAUAUUUUCUAAUCAACGGACUGAGGUUGCUCAGAGCUUUACCCUGUGCUCUGAGAAACUUGAGAACUGCGAAGAGUGAACGUGAUGUGACCCAAUAAACCUGUCCUCUGGAUGUUGUUGAUUGUA